This is a messenger RNA of Closterium sp. Naga37s-1, 432 nucleotides long. NCBI's taxonomy places the organism in Eukaryota, Viridiplantae, Streptophyta, Zygnematophyceae, Desmidiales, Closteriaceae. The record is from the annotation of a GenBank genome assembly.
AUGUUUCCCCCUUCUCCUUCCCGCGCCUUCUCCCCAUCCUCCCCCCCGCUCCUUCCUCUUCUAGCUCGUCCCCCAUUCCCCCGUUUUCUGCUCACCACCCCCCCCCCUCCCUCGUUCUCCCCUCAUCUCCUCGCUCUCCACUCAUCUCCCCCCUCUCCCCUCAUCUCCCCGCUCUCACCCCAUUUCUCCCCUCUCCCCUCAUCUCACUGCGAUUUAUCUGACCCCCCAUCUCCCCACAUGCCCCUCCUUCGUUCACCCCUCGUUUCCCCCUUUUCCCCCGCACGUCCCUACUCCUCCCUCCCUCUCCCUUGCUGCUCUGCUCUGCUCCCCGUCCACAGAAUCAUCUGUGCGUUCCUGGAGCAGAAGAUGGUGAAGAAGGUGCUCGAGCUGCACAAGUCCAAGGAGAAGAUCGCCUCCAAGGUUCCUGCUUAA